UGAGGUGAAUUACACUGUAGCACAACGAAGGCCGCUUGUACAUCACGGAGGCUUGUCAUUUCGGGUGAGAAUACAAAGCUUUAUUGGUCAGGCCAAGCGAUGCAUACAGCUCAACACACACAGCACCGAAGAACCUCCAAUCCGGACCUCACCGGGUCCACAUCCAGCCGAGUGGCGUCACCACACAGACCCCGCCCCACCGUGCUUCCUCCGCCGCGGACGCGUCUUCUUCCUUCUCCUCCCUCCAAUCCUCUGCUGCUGCUUCCGCCGCCGUUGUGAAAAAAAUAGAGGAAGAAGCGACAUUAACCUGAAAGAAAAAAUAAUCCGAGCCCAAUGCCGCGGGGUCGCCCCCCGAAACCACGGGCUGGGGACGGACCGCAGACAGAAAUCCUUACAGAUGGAGUUUUAACAACAAAUGCUGACAAUAAUAGUUUCUCCUCCCAUGGAUCAUCCUACAAGUGUGACAUCUGUUUGUUAUCCUUCCCUAAGGAGACACAGUACCAGAAACACAUGCGGAAUCAUGAGAAGAAUGAUAAGCCCCAUCGGUGUGAUCAGUGCCCAAUGUCUUUUAAUAUCGAAUUUAACCUUACACUUCAUAAGGCUACACAUAAUGUGGAUCAUCCGGCAUGUCCAGCGUGUAACAAAAAGUUCUCUCGAGUGGCCAGUCUCAAAGCUCAUAUUAUGCUGCAUGAAAAAGAAGAGACCCUCAUCUGUUCAGAGUGCGGAGAUGAAUUCACAUUACAAAGCCAUCUGUCUCUGCACAUGGAGGAACAUCGAAAAGAGGUGACAGGAAACAAAACCUACAGCUGCAAGUCAUGCAAAAAGACUUUUGAGACUGCACCACAGCUUAAAAACCAUAUGAAAACUCAUUUCAAAAUCAGAGUGUCAAGCACUAGAUCUUACAAUAGGAACAUAGACAGAAGUGGAUUUUCCUACUCCUGUCCACACUGCGGUAAAACAUUUCAGAAGCCAAGUCAGUUAACUCGCCAUAUUAGGAUUCACACAGGUGAAAGACCCUUCAAGUGUAAUCUGUGUGGAAAAGCUUUUAACCAAAAAGGGGCACUGGCCACGCACAUGGUGAAGCAUACAGGUGAAAAGCCUCACACCUGUGCUUUUUGUCCAGCUGCCUUUUCUCAAAAAGGCAAUCUGCAGUCACACAUACAACGGGUUCAUUCAGAGGUGAAGAAUGGUGUUACAUAUAACUGCACAGAUUGUAGCUGUGUUUUUAAAAGCCUUGGCAGUCUUAAUACCCACAUCAGCAAGAUGCAUGUAUUGGGAUCACAGACUACACCACCUUCAACAGGAGCACCAAACCAUGUGAACAUGGAUAUAUCACAGCCACCAGCAAUUCCUGAUGCAAACCUUCUACACCAGUCACCUGAUGAUAAGUGGAAAAAUACUCUACUUUUUCGCUCUUUUCAAGCUCAGACAGACACAGCUGGUUCCUCAGCUUCGGGACAGCAAGGACAGCAGCCAGCUGUGGCAGAUGUUAUUCAGCAGCUUCUAGAGCUGUCUGAGCCCGUGCCGGUAGAAAACCAUCAGAAUCAGCAGUCAGGACAGCCACUAAAUAUUGCUGUGGGUAUUAACAGAGACAUUUUACAGCAAGCUCUAGAAAACAGUGGACUAUCAUCAAUUCCAGUUGUGCCACUUCCCAGUGACACAAGUCAAGCCAAGACAACCGAUCAAGAAAUUGAAUGUCUUUCAAGCCAGCAAAUGGACUGUAAUGACCAGGAGCCUGGGGCGGUUCAAGAAGAUCAGGAUAAAACAGAGAAGUCUGAGAAAAGGAUAUUUAAAAAAAAAUCUCCGUUCACGCCAGUUUCAGGAUCAGUCCGAGAGGAAAGUGGAGUCCGAUGGCAUGUGUGUACAUACUGCGCAAAGGAGUUCAAGAAGCCCAGUGACUUGGUGCGGCACAUUCGUAUUCACACACAUGAAAAGCCAUUCAAAUGUCUGCAGUGCUUCCGGGCCUUCGCUGUGAAAAGCACCCUUACUGCUCACAUCAAGACACACACUGGCAUUAAAGCUUUUAAAUGUGACUUUUGCAUGAAAUGUUUUUCUACCUCUGGAAGUUUGAAGGUUCAUAUACGCCUACACACUGGGGUUAGGCCUUUUGCUUGUCCACAUUGUGAAAAGAAAUUCCGUACUUCAGGACACAGAAAAACUCACAUAGCUUCACAUUUUAAACAGUGUGAGCUAAGGAGAUUACAUCAACAGCGCAAGCCUGGUAAAGUGCGUACUGGGAAGAACAAUGUCCCCGUGGCAGAAAUUCCAUUGCAGGAGCCUAUACUAAUCACAGAUUUGGGUCUUAUUCAGCCAAUCCCUCGGAACAGUCAGUUUUUUCAAAGCUAUUUUAUUAAUAGUUACACACAUGAAGUUGAUCGACCAUACAAGUGUUACUAUUGUCAACGUGCCUAUAAGAAAUCCUGCCACUUAAAACAGCAUAUCAGGUCUCACACUGGUGAAAAGCCCUUUAAGUGCACUCAAUGUGGAAGAGGUUUUGCGUCCUCUGGAGUCUUAAAAGCACAUGUUAGAACUCAUACUGGAUUGAGGUCCUAUAAGUGCCCUGUAUGUAAUGGAGCUUUUACGACCGGUGGCAGUCUCAGGCGUCACAUGGGUAUUCAUAAUGACAUGCGGCCGUAUAUGUGUCCUUAUUGUCAGAAAACAUUUAAGACAUCCAUAAACUGCAAAAAACACAUGAGAACCCACAGAUAUGAAGUUGCCCACCAACUCCAGCAACACCAGUCUGCACCUUCUGAAGAAACCCCCGUAGAUCAGAUUCAUGUAUCCAAUCAAAUACAGGUGGAAAUAGAAGGAACUAAUCUACAUCAGCAAACCACUGUAGCCACGCAGCAGGAAGCAAUUUUACAGCUCAGCCCACAGCCAGAUAUGGAUACGGUUUCACCUGCUCUAGAGCAGACGCUUGUUGAACAACCUCUACAUGCUGAAGAAGAUAGAUUUGUGACUUCCCAGCAUACUCUACAGGAGAAUAUUGGCCAGUAUGAGUCUCAGGUCAUGCAUCCACAGCCAUUUGAUCAGCAAGGGCUACCACAAGGCUUUACAGUAACGGAUGGAUUUAGCCAGCAAACUUCUUUCCCAGCUGUACAACAGUUACAGGACUCCAGCACUCUUGAAUCUCAAGCUCUCUCUUCAAGUUACCAACAGCCAACACUUAUGGAGACUGCUCGCUUAAUUCAGGAAGAGACACAAGAAGAGAUUGAAUUGCAGGCCCAGAGAACUACGUAUCUGGAAUCUACAGAGGAUCAAAGCAGGCGUGCUUACAGAUGUGAAUAUUGCAGUAAAGGUUUCAAAAAGUCCAGUCAUCUGAAGCAACAUGUUCGAUCCCACACUGGAGAAAAACCAUAUAAGUGCUCUAUGUGUGGUCGUGGUUUUGUUUCAUCUGGGGUACUCAAGUCACAUGAGAAGACUCAUACAGGUGUUAAAGCUUACAGUUGCACUAUAUGUAAUGCAUCCUUUACAACAAAUGGCAGCCUGACCAGGCACAUGUCUACUCAUGUGAGUAUGAAACCCUACAAGUGCCCUUUCUGUGAUGAGACCUUCCGGACAACAGUUCACUGUAAAAAACACAUGAAAAAGCACCAGAACAUUCCCUCCAACCUUGUUUCAGAUGGAGAUGGGACCUCAAGAGAAGAUGUAGAUGUAUGUCUUGAGGAAGAUGAGGAGAAUUCAGAGAGACUAGCAUCAAGAAAGUCCCGCCAUGGCGUCAUUACUUUCACAGAGGAGGAGACCGCUGAACUGGCAAAAAUUCGACCUAGAGACGGAGCCACUAUUUCUGAGAAAGUACUGGUGCAGUCAGCGGCAGAGAAAGAUCGUAUAAGUGAAAUCAAGGACAAACAAGCAGAAAUGGAAACUGAACCCAAAUUUGCUAACUGCUGCACGUACUGCCCCAAAAGCUUUAAGAAGCCCAGUGACCUGAUUAGGCAUAUACGCAUUCACACAGGAGAAAAACCAUUCAAAUGUGAAGAUUGUGGAAAGACCUUUACAGUUAAGUCAACGCUGGAUUCCCAUGUGAAAACUCAUGGAGGUCAAAAACUCUUCAACUGUCAUGUCUGUGCUAAUUCCUUCUCAACUAAAGGCAGUCUUAAAGUACACAUGCGCCUGCACACCGGUGCAAAACCUUUUAAAUGCCCUCAUUGUGACAUGCGAUUCCGGACAUCUGGCCGUAGAAAAACUCACAUACAGUGCCAUUAUAAAUCAGAUGCUAAAAAAGUCAGGAGGCCAGUUGCGCGUAGGCACCUUCCUCAAGCUACGGUCUCUGCAACCAGUACUUCUUCCAGCACAGUGGAAUCUCUUCAGCCAAUAAACCUGCUAAGCACAUCUUCCACAGACCCAAGUGUCUUUAUCACAAAUGGCUCAGUGCUUUCCAGCCAGUUUGAUCAGAGUUUGCUUCAUCAGGGACUGGUUGGUCAAGCCAUUCUUCCUGCAUCUGUAUCAGCUGGUGGGGAUUUAACAGUGUCACUGUCAGAUUGUAGCUUGACCACUCUGGAAGGAAUUCAGCUACAGCUGGCUGCCAACCUGGUUGGACAAAAUGUUCAAAUUUCUGGAAUCGAUGCCACAGGGAUCAACAAUAUUACACUGCAGAUUGAUCCCAGCCUAUUACAGCAAACUCUGCAGCAUAGCAAUAUUAUACCUCAAGCUCUCCAUGGAGACUCUGGUGCAGUACAAGCUACCAGCACUCUGCACACAAGUGAUAACGCUGUACCAGCAAAUGUUGUACUUCAGCCUAUAGCAAGCUUGUCUCUGCAACCUGGCACAACAUCCUCCUCCAACCUAACUAUUACACCUAUCCAUGAACAAGAAUCUGUGUUACGUUCCAGCAGCACAAGUGGACAUGAGCUUUCCCAAGUCAUGACUUCCCAAGGUCUGGUGUCUUCAUCUAAUGGACCACAUGAGAUCACACUGACCAUUAAUAACUCCAGUUUAAGCCAGGUUUUAGCCCAUGCUGCUGUCAACACUCCAACCACAUCCUCAGUGUCCCCUCAGGAGAUCACCCUUACCAUAUCUGGUCAAGAUCUCAUGCAGCUAGGUGCUGCAGGAGGCAGUGAACUGAAUGGGAACCUGAGAAUAAGUACAUCUGCAGUUACUAACCAGACUCCUGAGACCUCAUUAUCACUGAGCAACGAUCACAUUUUAUCACAGGCCACUACACUAACCACUACUUCAGAACUGACCACAUCAACUGGCAGUCUUCCUAGCACCACCUCAAUCACUCAAACCCCAGUAUCUACUCAGAAUUUGGUUAUGUCAUCUGGAGUGGGAGGAGAUGGAAGUGUAACUCUAACCUUAGCUGACACUGAGAGUAUGUUGUCGGGAGGACUUGAUACUGUGACCCUGAACAUCACUCCCCAGAGCCAACAAUUCUCUGGCAUUCUAUCUGAUAACAGCAUAUCGGGACAAAGUGGAACUGGCAAUCAACAGGUCAUAUUGGUUAGUCAUGGAGGACAGCCUUCCAGCACUAGGGAUCUCAAUUACCAGGUUACAGAUGACGCACACAUAGAUAAAGGUAGCGACGCAGACAAGCAGGACAGAAUAUACGAGUGCUUUGAAUGUAAUCAUUACUUUUCCUCUGCCUCCAUGUUGGCAGAUCAUGGCAAAGACACUCAUGGGAAGGAAAAGAUUCAUGUGUGCCACCUGUGCAAUAAAGCCUUUAAGAGAGCAUCACAUCUAAAGGAUCACAUGCAAACACAUCAGCCUGGGCCUUCUCGAAAUUCUCAAUUGCCAAAAUUAUUUAGGUGUGAUACAUGUGACAAAGGCUUUGCUAAACCAAGUCAACUUGAAAGACACAGCCGCAUUCACACAGGUGAACGACCAUUUCAGUGCACACUGUGCGAGAAAGCUUUUAACCAGAAGAGUGCACUACAAGUGCAUAUGAAAAAACACACUGGAGAAAAACCUUACAAAUGUGAUUACUGUUCAAUGACCUUCUCCCAGAAAUGCAAUAUGAAGCUGCACAUGAAGCGAACCCAUUCUUACCCUGAUCUUAUUGAAGAAGUGUCAUUGCACCCAGAGGAAGAUGAAGGUGAGGAAGACAUCACCCAAACUCUUGACUUGGAAGAAGUUGUUCAGGAAUCAUCCGGAGAAUGGCAGUGUGGAAUAACCAAUGUUUUCCGAUGACCAAAAUCACUUCAUUAUUCUGUGUGAAUUGCAUACACGCAUGCAUUGAACAGUCUUAUUGAAGAAAUGUCAUUGCACCCAGAGGAAGAUGAAGGUGGGGAAGACACCACCCAAACUCUUGACUUGGAAGAAGUUGUUCAGGAAUCAUCUGGAGAAUGGCAGUGUGGAAUAACCAAUGUUUUCCGAUGACCAAAAUCACUUCAUUAUUCUGUGUAAAUUGCAUACACACAUGUAUUGAACAGUCUUAGCAUUGCAUUCAAACUCUACAUGGUGGAGUGUCAUUCCACUUUACCAUGCAUCAAAUGUAAAUAUUAUUCAGGUGCUAUAUGUGUGAAAUGCUGACCAGCGUGUAUUAUAUUCUGAAUUUCUACUUUUACUCAGGUACCUCUGACAAUAUAAUUUGCGCUUACAGAACUCUUUGUUGUUAUUUCAAUGACUCUUGAUCUCCAGAACGUCAUCUGGAAGUAAAACAUGAGUCAGGAAUGCAAUUAUUUAAUGUACGAAUGUUGAAGUAAAGAUGAUUGCACUUGCUGACUCUAAGUUCCUUAGCUUUUGUGAUGUCCUGCUGAACAAGGUUCAUGCUAAUUGGCUGAAAUACAGCUGCAUGUACAUAUACAUUGAUGUUUACAUGCACACAAUUCUAAAUAUGCUCUUAUACUAUAUUCUGAUUUUAUAUGCAACUCUACUGGAAGAAAAUAUCAUGUUACAAAAAAAUUCAACACUUGUUUUAUUUUUCCCCUUAGUUUUAUAUGGAGGGGAAUUCAGUUUGGUUAUUAUUUGAAAAGUGGCUGGUCCAUUUUCUAUGUAAAUUAAGUAUAAGUACUUGAUAGGGAUUCUAAAUUGUUUAUAAAAGCUUAUAACUGUAUUAUACAUUUAAGGUGUUCUGCUUAACAUUUCCAUUUUGUUGGUCACUACAGAGUAUAAAUCACUUCUACAGUUUUUUUCUUUUUUUUUUUCUUUUUACAAAAUGUAUAGACAUGUCAUCAUGGCAGCAAUAUUUUACAGCAAAUAAGUAUUUAUUUUUAUUUUUUUAAUAACCAAAACAUUUUUUCUCUGUACUGUUUUAGGUUAGGUUUUUUUAACAUUUGUUUAAAUGUGUAGUUUAGGGCACAUUGAUAUAUAUUUUAGGUUCCCCUGGGUCUUUUUUCUGUCUAAUUUUCGCAUAUAUGAAGGACGAUAUGUGUAAGUGAUUUUCUGAUUUUCUGUUCUGGUAAAAAAGCCAAAUAAUAGAUAUAUAUUAUAAUAAACAAUUUAUGAGCGAGUUCAUAUUGAAAAAACAUAUCAAGUUUGAAAUCCACAUUUAAAUGCUCAUUUGGCAAAAGUAAUCUAGUAAAAUCUAUGUUGUUGGCUUUUUGCAGUUCAUUUCAAACUGUGUCUGUGUAUACAUCUUGUCUCCCACAGAAUCCAACCAACAAGUAUCGAGAACAUUUUAAAACAUUCCAGCUGUGACUUUUUAUUACUCCUUCCUUGCUUAUUUACUGCAAUACCAUCUGACCAGCAGAUACUUUUUACUCUGUUGCUUUUCCGUAGUCCGUGAAAAGCUAAUAUGUUUUCCCAAAAUACAAAAAAUAGGUAUGUCCUUAUGACAUUCUGACAUUAAAGUGUACUCCACUUUAAAAAAAGAAAAGCUGAUCUAUGGUCAUUACUGAAUUCUGAUUAUUUGUUGUACAUGGGGUGUCUGCGUGGGGGCAGCCGUCUUGAUAGAAGCAGGAUUUUGCCUCCUCAUGUCAGAGCACAGUAAGGACAUCACCAAAUCUCACUUGAAAUCCCCUAAGACUAGCAGUCUAAUAUACAGUGCCCUAGAUCCCACACUGCUGAUAUACAGCUAUGAGGCUGUAGGCACGCUCACACUGCAUUGCACUUUUCAUAUAAAAAACAUAAAAAAACACUUUAGGCUUCUCCUUUGGCAUAAUUACCAUUUCUAAAUGUUUCUUAUAACAUUGCUAGUCUUCACGUUUUAAAUUUAGAUCCACUCUUAGCCUAUCCCCUGAUCUGUGAAAUUCACAGCAAAAUAUAGUUCUGUUUUGGUCAACGAUAUUUUCCUAAUACCUGAAGACCAUGUCACCAUAAUCCCACCAAUGUGCUAUAGCGUUCCCGUGUUGCACACCAUGCAUGCAGUCUGCUAGUUGCUCAGUUCCAGUCCUGACCCCACUCAUCUUCCUACUGCUCCACACUGCACACCAGAAGUGACUUUUCCAGUAUAUAUACACACAUGAACCAGAAGUGACUGCUGAUGACGUCUUUUAAGUUCACUUGUUGGUUUCCCAGUGCAUUUCUCAGUAUUUGCAAUACUACUAAAACAAAGCGAAGCUAACACUGAUUAAAAGCUCAUCAAAAGCUUCAGGUGCUUUAGGCUGGGUUCACACCUAUGCAAAUUGGAUGCGGCUUUCCAAUUAGCAUGACAGGAGAUUUUGACUGGCUCUCUAUGGAACCGAUUCACAUAUCUCCGUUGCAGCUUGUACAGGAAGCUCUGGCUCUGGCUCUAAAGCUCUGGCUCUUCAGGGCCGAAUUCAGGCAAAAAUUCAGCCCUGAUUCAUCUCAAAAACAGAGAAUUGGGAUACACUGGACCCCUGUUGCAAGCCGCAUCUGUGUGAACCUAGCCUCGAGCAAGCUUUGUCAUUGACUUCUGUGGAGGUUUUGGAGACGAUUUGAAGCACCAGGAAAGCAACAUAGGAUAUUGAUUUUUUAAGCAAACGCAACAUGUGACCAGAACUGUUAGGGGACCAUUUUAUUUAGUGUCCAAUGCCACAUUUUGAAGCAAGUGUAAACGAGCCAUUGCCUAAAGAGUUUGAGUGUAGUCUGUCAUCUUAAUGCAAAGUGCAGCUACUCAUUGGACCCAUCCAUAUAUCUGACUCCAUUAAAGUGAAAUCUGAUUAAUGCUGCUGCACCUUGUAUAACAUAAUUGCUUUCCAUUGAACAUGUCAAAUAUUAAACAGGCAAGCAAUUCAUCACAAGUGGUUUCUAUUAUCUCUAUCAAUAAUUUGUUUUCAUUUUAUUUCUGUUAUGAUGAAAAUAUUUAUUUUGUAAAUGUUUGUAUAUAAACAAAAAAAUGGCAUCAUAGUAUUUUUUGUAAAACUGAAAACUUCCUUGAAAAAUCCAAUGUAAGCAGCCUUUUGUAAAUUGUGCAAAAUGGUUUGUUUUAAUAUUAUGUGCUACAUGCUUCUACUAUUUGAUUUGUACUUUCAUAAGCUGUGAACAUUUGCACUUUUACCUGUUUUUUUUUUAUUUCUGAUUUUGAACAUGGCUGUUCAUUAAGAGGUUUUCUAUUCAAGCAAUACAUUGCGCAGGCCCAUCAUCCCUUCUCUGAUUGGUGGAUACUUGCUUUAAACUCCUGCUGAUGAGCUAAUUUAACAGUGCAGCUGUGAGAACUCUUCUUGGCUUUCUUGACGUAAUACAGACAAAAUGUAAAAAAAAAUUCUGGUGGCAAAAAUCUGUGGAUUCCUGAGGCUGGAAUGACAGGUAUAUGCAAAGAGCUGUGGCCAUUCACCCUAUACAAUGCAAUGAGAUGCUGACGGUGGCUGCAGCUAUUCUUCACUGUUGGCAGGUGUUCGCACAGCAGCAAUUACAUGCAGUUCGAGACAGAUGAUCUGGACACUGUCUCUAACCUCAGAUAUAUGCUGACUGUGUGAACAGCUGCAGACAGAUAUCUAAUUCAUGAUUUCAUCUCCUUUAAACACUUUCUAUUGUAAAUAUAGAGCAUUAAGCAGCUUGUGACUUAAAACGUUGUAAAAUAUUGAACUUAAAGUGUAUUAAACAGAUAUUUUUUAAUAA
Messenger RNA from Rana temporaria (common frog), 9900 nucleotides. It is a transcript of the gene ZNF236, whose product is annotated as zinc finger protein 236. The transcript is spliced from 33 exons. Gene Ontology annotation, molecular function: DNA-binding transcription factor activity, RNA polymerase II-specific; RNA polymerase II cis-regulatory region sequence-specific DNA binding. NCBI's taxonomy places the organism in Eukaryota, Metazoa, Chordata, Amphibia, Anura, Ranidae. Gene Ontology annotation, cellular component: nucleus. The record is from RefSeq and is a predicted model, not a curated record. Gene Ontology annotation, biological process: regulation of transcription by RNA polymerase II. Bases 334 to 6129 code for a protein of 1931 amino acids.